This is a messenger RNA of Parascedosporium putredinis, 1107 nucleotides long. Lineage: Eukaryota; Fungi; Ascomycota; Sordariomycetes; Microascales; Microascaceae. The record is from the annotation of a GenBank genome assembly.
AUGCAAGCUGGUGUGCAGACUGACGGAAUUGCCGAGGCUAGGCGAGGCGACAGGGCUGCAAAUUUCGCUACGUCGGGGAAAAUUCGCCUAGAUGGGCAGCCCAAGUGGCUCGUUGUUCGCCAGCUUUGGUUGUGGAAGCUUGAUGACGAUACCCUUCUAACGGCGAUUCCGUUCCGCAGAAAUGAGCAUUCGUCGGACAACUUGAUCGAAACAAUUCGCCAGGGAGACUUGGGGGCAAUGGAAAACGUAAAUGAUCUUGUCAAGCGCAUCGUGUUUGAAGCCGUGACCUUCCCAGACGAGUUUAAAUGGGCGGGGCUAGGCGAGCACAUACUAGACAUCUUUGAAGAAGAGAUUGCACUCGAGGCGGACAAGGAGACAACCUUCUUCCACACUUUUGCUCACUCUGAUUCGACGCCUCGAGCUGCCGCCAAUGACACCAUUAUCAAGGACGCCGCCUCCUCCACCCUCCUAGUCAAGGAUAUCCGUUCUGAGCUUCGUCUCCUUCGUAACCUUUUCACCGUGCAACUACAGGUAGUCCAGGACCUUGCCAAAGAGUUUUGGCCACACGAUGACUCCCGCUACACUCUAGGUGCGAGUUCGACCGCUCGAAAAGCACUGAGAGAAGGGUUCAUCCGUGACAGCGGCCUCCAUACCCUGAUCGAGCGCGUGGAUAACCUUGACAAGGACGCAUCAGCAACACUAGUAGGGCUUGGCAAUAUUAUCCAGGCCAUGCAGGCACAGGCUUCGCUGAAAGAGGCGGAGUCUGCGAGACUCAUGAACCUCAUACUUUUGCCCUUUACGAUCGUCACUGUCAUAUUUACACCCCUUUCCUUCCUAACAAGCUUGUUUGCCGUCAACACCACCAACUUCCCGACGAACGAUGAUGGAGAGGUCCGGCUCACCCCGGCCUACUUUAAUUUGAGAAUGGUGGUUGGGGAACUUUCCAGCCUACUACCUCUCGCCUUGCUUAUCCUUGGGAUAUAUCGGUAUCAAGCCGAAGCUCGGAAACCCACCCACGAGCGGAGUUGGAUGUUCAAGGCUAUGGACUGGGUGCGACGAUUGCCCUCAAGGGCGGACAGGCUAAAGGAGGAGGCUUCUACGGUGUAG